AUGCGUCGCAAGACGCGCUUUGUCUGUGUCUCUGAUACCCACGGCUACACCCCAGCUGAAGCCGGCUUCAAACUUCCAGCCGGCGACGUCCUCAUCCACGCAGGCGACCUAACAAACCAAGGGAGCAUAACCGAGCUGCGCAAAACCAUCGACUGGGUGGCCGCGGCUGAUUUCGAGGUCAAAAUAGUCAUCUGCGGAAAUCACGACAUUACACUAGACCCAAACUUCUACGCCAAACACGGCCCCGAAUUCCACAAUCAGCGCCUAGAAGAUCCCCAGAAAUGCAUCGAAGUCAUAACUGCAUCGUCUUCGAUUGUGUUCCUCAGGCACCAGUCAGCACUAGUCCGCUUGACCCGGCCCAACGGCCCAAACACCAUCUUUAAAGUAUUCGGAUCGCCCUUCUCCCAAUCACCCGGGACCUGGGCAUGGGGAUACGAAUCCGUCGACGCCGUUGCCCUCUGGAGCCGCAUCCCAUUGGACACCGAUCUCGUUGUUACGCACACGCCGCCUCGUUCCCAUUGCGACCGCCGAGCGACCGGUGGUUCCGUUGGGUGCGAGGCCCUGCGUCAGGCGCUGGGUCGAGUCCGCCCUUCCCUGGCGAUCUGUGGCCAUGUCCACGAGUCGCGAGGCUAUGAGCGAGUACGAUGGUCACUGUCGCCGUCGACAAGGCCAGAGCAGGUUAUUCGUGGGGCGUUGCCUGAACCGAGAAGUAAGAAGCAAAGUUUGAUCGACCUAACGGGCAGGAAAGCGCAGCAACUGGAGAAUGACGAAUUCUUCUUCAACGAAGCGAAGAAGAAUCAGGGUGCGCUUUUCCCUCCAGCGCAGAAUAUCCUGAUCCUCCCAUCUGCUGAUGAAGUUGAGGAUUCCACAACGUCAUAUCCUCUAUCAAGACCAGACGAAUGCCCAAAUGACCCACCGAACGAUCGUUCGCGCCGACGAGAAACCUGCGUCGUCAACGCGGCGAUCAUGGCAACGAGCUGGCCUCAUCGCGGAGGGAAGCAAUUCAAUCCUCCCAUAGUUGUGGACUUGGAGCUCCCUGUAUGGCGAGAAUAA
Molecule: messenger RNA, 1053 nt
Organism: Aspergillus bombycis
Lineage: Eukaryota; Fungi; Ascomycota; Eurotiomycetes; Eurotiales; Aspergillaceae
Product: metallophosphatase domain-containing protein
Exons: 2
Coding region: 1-1053 (350 amino acids)
Molecular function (GO): hydrolase activity
Source: RefSeq, a predicted model, not a curated record